Astrephomene gubernaculifera is the source of this 1246-nucleotide messenger RNA. The record is from the annotation of a GenBank genome assembly. Lineage: Eukaryota; Viridiplantae; Chlorophyta; Chlorophyceae; Chlamydomonadales; Astrephomenaceae.
CAAUUUAAUGGUAACGUAGUAUUUGACCUGGUCGUGUUAAAUAAUUGUGUAAAUUGCGCGCCUGCACAGUUAUCCAUCCACAGAAUAGUCGGUGCCAGCACAGGCUAAUUGCAGUUAUCCUUUUACCUACUCACCUUAAGUGCUGUAACAGCAUACUGAUGGGGAAACAACAAACUACUGGAAAGCCCCUGACUAAGGACGCCGCCGCACAGAAGGCUAGUAAAGAUGUAAAGAAAGACAAAGAGGCAAAGGUUUCAGCAGCGUUAGAAGAAAACCCAAAGGCUAAGACCGAUGGCGGGAAGGACGGCGGCAUCAAGCAGGCAAAGGUCAAGAAGUCGGAGAUAGACGAUAUCUUCAGCGCAGGCAAGAAGAAGGCCCAGGAGAGCGCAGCGGAGAAGCGAGCGGCGGAGGACGCUGAACCCAAGGAUGACGCGCCCUCCAAGAAGCCGCGUGUGGAGGGCAGCAAGGACGACAUCUUCGGAGAGGCCACUGGCAAAGGCCGCAAGCGCACGGAGGAGGGCUAUGCGAUCUACAGCGAGGAGGAGCUGGGGCUGGCCAAGAAGGGCGGCGACACGGACCUCUGUCCCUUUGACUGCGACUGCUGCUACUGAGGAUGUGGGAAGCGUGCGAGAGCAUGUUGUUAGAGCCCUUUUGGCUAUGCUGCUCUAGGGACAUGAGUACAUAACUUGACGGGUGGGGUAACAAUGGUGCAUCGGUGUAACUGUGUAGGACGUGGAGGUGUGGUGGACGCUUCACUCUUCUACGCUGCCUUUAGUCGUAACAAGCCAGCGAUGAAGAAGGCUGCGAAUGGGUUGCCUGCUUACAAACGCAUGAAUGCAUGAGACGCGAACGAAAGGGGUGCGCAAGGGGGGCAUCAAUGAACGAAACGCCUUGUUAGUCAAACAGACGAGGCAAGGCUCCUACUGAAAUAUGGUAACCUACGGGGACAUUUGGGUUGUCAUCUGUCGUGUCUCUGGCGGUCUACAACUGUAGCUCCCGUGUUGAAGGCAAUGGUGGCUAGUUAGUGGUCUAUCCUGUUCAAUUCGGUCUCGCAAUGCCGCGAGGCCUUAUGCGCGUGCUAGGUCCGAUUAGCACUGCUGGUCUGGGUAGGACACGUGGGGGAUGCACAUUGAACCUCAACGUCACGAACUGGCGUACAUUGACGCACCAAUGGCCUGGCUUGCCAAGACUCGGCAUGCUUGCAUUGUUUUAUUUGUUGUCACCAUGCCUCAUGUAUCAUUUUCCC